Motacilla alba alba is the source of this 4520-nucleotide messenger RNA. RefSeq names its product cell adhesion molecule 3 (gene CADM3). Gene Ontology annotation, biological process: homophilic cell-cell adhesion. Gene Ontology annotation, cellular component: presynaptic membrane. Bases 16 to 1314 code for a protein of 432 amino acids. NCBI's taxonomy places the organism in Eukaryota, Metazoa, Chordata, Aves, Passeriformes, Motacillidae. The record is from RefSeq and is a predicted model, not a curated record. The transcript has 9 exons.
CAGAGCUGCGCUCAGAUGGCUUUUGGGGACGCUGCUGUCCCCUGGGGUGCUGUGGAGGGAGGUGACACCAUAAAUUGUCCUUUUCCAUGUGCAGAGAGCCAGCCCACGACGUCGGACGAGACCGUGGUGGCCGGGGGCACGGUGGUGCUCAAGUGCCAGGUGGAGGAUCCUGAUGAUUCCUCGCUGCAGUGGUCCAACCCUGCCCAGCAGACCCUGUACUUCGGGGAGAAACGAGCCCUGCGGGAUAACAGGAUCCAGCUGGAGAGGUCCACCCCCAACGAGCUGACCAUCAGCAUCAGCGACGUGGUGCUGGCCGACGAGGGCGAGUACACCUGCUCCAUCUUCACCAUGCCCGUGAGGACGGCCAAGGCCCUGGUCACCGUGCUGGGAAUCCCCCAGAAGCCCCAAAUCUUCGGCCACGAGCAGCCCAUCGACGAGGAGAAGGUGGCGCGGCUCAUCUGCCGCUCGUCCGGCAGCAAACCCGCGGCGCAGCUGCGCUGGAGGAAGGGCAACAGGGACAUCAAGGACUCAGGCACCGAGGUGGUGGAGGACCCCAAUGGCAAGACCUUCACGGUGACCAGCAGGGUGGAGUUCCGUGUCACCAAGGAGGACAACGAGGUGGAGGUCACCUGCACCGUGGACCACGAGUCGCUGCAGAACUCGGAGAGGUCCACCACGCAGAAGCUGCAGGUCCACUACAAGCCCACGGCGAAGAUCGAGCCCCACCCGCAGUACCCACGAGAGGGGGAGAAGCUGCAGCUGCAAUGUGACGGGCAGGGCAACCCCAUCCCGCAGGAAUUCCUCUGGGAGAAGGAGGGCAGCGACGCUCCCCUGCAGCUCAGCUCCGACAGCGUCCUCAUCUUCCCCUUCCUCAACAAGAGUGACAGUGGCACCUACGUGUGCACGGCCACCAGCUCCAUGGGCAGCGUGGUGGCCAAGUACAACCUGGACGUCAGCGAUCUUCCCCAGCUCCCCACCCCACACGUUCACUCCACCCGGGGCCCUUCCCAGCCCAUCUCUCAUGCUUCCAUGGCCUCGGCUCCAUCCUUCACUCCAGCUCCCAUCCAAGAUGCCAGCCCGGUGCCCUCAACUUCCAGCACCUACCACGCGAUGAUCGGCGGGGUGGUGGCUGUCAUCGUCUUCCUCCUGCUCAGCCUCCUCAUCGUGCUGGGACAUUACCUGAUCAGGCACAAAGGCACGUACCUGACCCACGAGGCCAAAGGCUCGGACGACGCUCCGGACGCCGACACCGCCAUCAUCAACGCCGAGGGCGGCCAGGCCGGCGGCGACGACAAGAAGGAAUAUUUCAUCUAAGAGGGUCAGAGAGAGAGAGAGAGAGAGAGAGAGAAAAAUGGAGCCAAGAGAACCCCGAUGGCAACGGCAACCAGACCACAAACCCCACAAAACCCAACAGAUUUUCUCUGGCGCCCGGCACGGGCGGACGGAUGGACGGACAGAGGGAUGGCGGGACAGAGAGCAGGGAGAGCCACCGGCCUCGAGGCGCUGCUGACGCUUCUUGAACUUGUACAAAUCCUUCACUCCAACAGCGAGAGCCCCGGCCCCGUUUGCUUGCUUGCACCUCCAUCCCCACGCCCCGACCCCACAGACCAACCCGUGAGUGAGCGACUUCUUCCUUCUUCCUUUUGGACCUUUUUUAUUUCUUGGCUUUGGUUUCGUGGCUGCUCUUUGCUUCGGGCCCUUGGUUGGGGUGUUGGGCUGGGGUCGAUGUAGCUCUUCCCUUUGUUUCUCUCCCUUUUGGUUUCUUUGAUGUCCAAGGAUAAAAUCAGCUCCGGGUUCCCGGGGUGAGGUUGGGAUCCUGGGUGUCCCCGUCGUCCCCUCCCGUGGUGGGGGGUGACUCCAGGUGGGAGCAGAGCGAGACCCUGCCCCGAUUUUAUCCUUGGUGGUUCUUGUGGAGCAGUGUCCAUGCGGGAGCAGAGCUGUCCUCGUGCAGUCAGUGUGUGAAAGGGGGUGAAAGGCCAGGGUGGGACCCCCAGAGAGACCAGGAGCCCCCACAGCUCCCUGGUCCCACCCCAGCGGGAGGGGGGAGGGCUGAGGUUUAUUUUGGGGGUGCAAAUCUAGAGGAAAAGCCCCUGAUUUUUUUUUUUUAAAUUGUCCUCAAAUUCUCUGAUUGGAAAUGCCAAUUUUAACCAUCUAUUGAGACGUUCAGUGCAGGAGGCAGCGCCCCCGGGGCUGGGGCUGCUUCCCUGGGACCCCCAGAGCAGGGCUGGGGUCUCUCUGCCCCCCUUCCCUCCCCAGCCCCUUCCCAGGGCAAGGAAGAGCUUGGAAAGGGCUGAUUUUCUUCUUGGCUCUGAGAACCCCAACCAAAACACCUGGAUUUGGGGGCUGGGGAGUUUGGGGUCACCACAGAGGCUUGGAGGGGGGUUCACCCUUCUUCCUUGCCCUUCCUCCUGCCUCUUUCACAUUCACUUCCAAAACAAAACCAAACACCUUUCCCCAUCUCCCCAGCUCAGCCCCCCCAAACUGGGCACCCCCGGGAUGGGGCUGCUCCCCCUGGCAUCCUUAGGGCACCCCCAGCCUUGGCAUGAGGUGUUCUGGGAUCCCACAUCCCAGUCUGGGCACAAGGGGCUUGUAGGAGAUGCCCUUGGGCUGGGCACCCCGGGGAUUUGGGGUUUUCUGGAGGAGAGGAACCCUUUAGGAGGGGCAACCUCACCUGGGAGGUCGCCCCAUGGAUUUUGGGAGGGGUAACCUCACCUAGGAGGUCACCUUGUGGAUUUGGGGUCAUCUGGAGAAGAGGAACCCUUUGGGAUGGGGGUAACCUCACCUGGGAGGUCACCUCAUGGAUUUGGGGUUGUCUGGAGGGGAGGAACCCUUUGGGAUGGGGUAACCUCACCUUGAGAGGUCACCUCAUGGAUUUGGGGUUGUCUGGAGGGGAGGAGCUCUUGGAAAGGGGGUAAAAUCAUCUUGGGAGGUCACCUCAUGGAUUUUGGGAGGGGUAACCUCAGCUGGGAGGUCACCCCAUGGAUUUGGGGUCGUCUGGAGGAUUCGGGGGCCCUUCGGGAAGGAGGUGUGCUGGGAAACCUCACCUGGGAGGUGCAGGAAGAAUUUCACCACCUCUUCCACAGGGCUGGGGGUGUCACCCCCCACCCGAACCCUGCCAGCACCUGGCACCUGUGCCACCUUUGGGGGCACAAGAGGGGCUCAGGUGAGGCAGGGGAGGCCCAGCUCGGUGCCACACACAGGUGGCAGUGAGGGAUGUGACCCUGGGGACACUGCAGAGGUGACCAACAUGGCUCAGCUGUGUCAGCAGCAGCAUUGGCACUGGGAAGGUGAAGGACACAGAGUUUUUGUGGGGUUUUUGCUGGGUACAGCCAUUUUUGGGGUGGUUUUCCUCCUUUCCAACCUCUGGGAGAUGAAUCCUGGGGUUGCCAACACCCAAGGUCUCCAGGACUGAGUCAUUCCUGCAGAUAAAAACUCCCAGAUGUGUUCUCCAGCAGAAUUCCAUCUCCUGGGGGGCUGGAGGGGUCCCAGAGAGAGCCCAGAGCAGGGAUGGGAGUGGGGGAGGUGGGAGCUGCCAGGGACAGGGAGGCUUUUCCCUCUUGGAAUUCAGUUCCUCGCUGGUUCUGCUGCUCCAGAGCUGCUCCAAAGGAGAACAGCCUGGGUUUGAGGUGGUUUUGACAUGCUUUUGAGGUGGUUUUGGUGAUUUUGAGGUGGUUGGGAGGUGCCACGUGCUGUGGGGUGUGGCAGGGCAGUCCGGGGAGCAGGCAGGGACCUGCGGAGGUGUCACCUGGCCCGGUGUCACCUGGAGGGAGCUGCUGAGGUCGCAGAGAGGGGCUGGGAGGGGUCAGAGAUUCCAUCUGAGGCCACUUCUGGCAGCAGGAGCCAAAGGGUUGGGCGGAGGUGAGAGCAGUGGAGGAGAUUUGUGUCACACCUGGGGGUGACACCCACACCAGGUGACACCAGCGUGGCCCUGGGGUGACAGGGACAGAGCCACUCCAUGUCACCAUGGUGACAGCGAGUCCCUGACCCUUUUGGGGUCACUGUGUGGAGUCCUUGGGGGUGACAGACACCCCGUGUCACAGAGGAGCGGGGGCUGGGUGGCCUGGGGGUGACAGGGUGGGGUGUGGCCCCUGUCCUUUUCCCUUUGGGGGCUGGUGACACCGCGUUGUAGCUAUGAGAGGCGUGACACCGCACACGGCGGGAGGUGGCAGGGUCAGUGUCACCGUGUCUGGGAGAGCCCAGGCCACCACCCCGUCCUCAGGGGGUCCCGUUGGUGGCCCCACAUCCACCCAGUCAUGGGAUUGGGGCACGAGGAGGAUUUGGGGACCCCCUUGGAGGCUUCCUGGCCGGCACUGAACUCUCAAUAGACACGAAAGCCAUAUUUUGGGGAGCUCUGGAGAGGCCAGGGGUGGGGCAGAGGCUGGGCUGUGUUGUUGUGCUGUGGUUUUUUGUCUGUACAUAAAAGGGAGCCAACGACCGUUGAUGUGACUUUAUAACCUUUCUAAUAUCCUGUGCUAAUCUCGGAAAAUAAUCCUAUAAAUAUAUCUGGAUUACACACCUUA